AUGAUUUUCUCAUCCCCCUUCCCGUCUCUUGAAAUCCCACAGAGCAAUAUUCUAUCCUAUCUAUUCCCGCGUUCUGAACCCGUGUCCGACGAACCGCUUUGGCACGAUGCAAAGGACGACAAGCAGAAUCUCUCGGCACGAGGAGCGCUGCAAUGGGUCAAGAGGUUGUCACUGGGGUUGGAGAGACUGGGUGUAGAGAGGGGAGAAGUGGUCAUGAUUUACACCCCAAAUCACAUCUUUGUUCCAGUGGCAUACCUCGGCAUUGUCGGUGCAGGUUAUGUCUUCAGCGGUGCCAACCCGGCCUAUACUGUACCAGAGGUUGCGCAUCAGAUUGUAAAUACGGGAGCCAAGGUCAUACUUGUCCAUCCAAAACACGUCGAAACAGCAAAAGCCGCAGCCGAAAAGGCCCAGUUCCCCAGCUCCCGUAUUUUCCAAUUCUCUGACUUUCCGAAUCCCUCUUAUCAUGGAAUCUCCGACUGGCGGUCUUUUAUUGCCAAUGAAUCAGAUGGCGACGCCUAUCAGUGGCCUGAAAUGAGCCCUGCAGAGUCUCAGACAGCCGUAGCUACAGUCAACUACAGCUCCGGUACUACAGGCCUGCCAAAGGGCGUUUGUGUUUCUCAUGCAAAUCUUAUCGCCAAUGCCGAGCAGACUAUAUUCAUCAGAUAUGCCAAGAAGCCGUAUUCCUUUGACAAAAGACCCCAAGAGCGAUGGAUAGGCUUUCUGCCACUAUACCAUGCGUAUGGGCAGCUCUACACCAUGCUCAUGUGCGUAAAGCUGCGAGUCCCCAUAUACAUCAUGACUGAAUUCCGCUACGAGGAGUUUCUGUUCAACAUUGGGCGGUAUCGCAUCACAAGCUUACAGGUUGCGCCGCCCAUCCUCGUCAUGCUGUCAAAGCGCCCCGAGACGGCCCGCUACGACCUCAGCAGCUUGAAAGACUGCAUGUGCGGAGCUGCUCCGCUGUCGAAAGAGCUCCAAAACGAUUGCCAGCGCAGGUUCCGCAUGCAGAUCAAUCAGGGCUGGGGCAUGACCGAGGUGACGUGUGGUGCUCUCCAUGUUCCCGGGGGCGUCUUGGACGACUCGGGGAGUGUUGGUUGUCUAGACCCAAACUGCGAAGCGAGACUCAUUGACGACGAAGGCAACGAGGUUGGUGUAAAUGAGCCCGGGGAGCUGCUCGUGAGAGGCCCCAACAUUAUGCUUCGCUAUUGGAAGAACGAGGCAGCCACCAAGGACUCCAUAGAUGGAGAUGGGUGGCUCAAAACCGGAGAUGUUGCCGUAUGCAACCAGGAUGGCUUCUUUUGGAUUGUAGACAGAAAGAAAGAACUCAUCAAGGUUAACGCACUGCAAGUUGCUCCAGCUGAGCUAGAGGGCGUACUUCUCGAGAAUGAACACAUUGCAGAUGCCGCUGCUGUUGGAAUCACACUGCACGGGGAGGAACGUCCACGGGCCUAUGUAGCGAUACACAGCACAUCAAAGGGCAAGGUCGAACCAGCCGACAUUCAGGAAUGGAUAAAGCCGAGGGUGGCAAAGCACAAGUUUCUGACAGGCGGUGUCGUCUUUGUAGAUGAGGUGCCGAAACUUGCCAGCGGCAAGAUCCAGAGAAAGGUGAUGCGCGAGUGGGCCAAGAGAGAUGCUGCAGAACUUGAAAGGGCUAGUCGACCCAGGCUAUAA
Messenger RNA from Pestalotiopsis fici W106-1, 1668 nucleotides. RefSeq lists its product as uncharacterized. Gene Ontology annotation, molecular function: CoA-ligase activity. Lineage: Eukaryota; Fungi; Ascomycota; Sordariomycetes; Amphisphaeriales; Sporocadaceae. The record is from RefSeq and is a predicted model, not a curated record. The transcript is spliced from 4 exons. Gene Ontology annotation, biological process: secondary metabolic process. The coding region runs from base 1 to 1668 and encodes 555 amino acids.